AACCAUUUCACCGUUGACUCAGUUGCGUUCUACAUAGAUUCCGUGCUGCUUUGCAUAUUAAGGAAAUUCACCUGUUGGAAGGGUUUUCUUUGCCCGUGCGAGAAAUUCAAAAUCUGACGGAAAACUAACAGUUUGUUUUCACAAAUGGCUGAGCCCAUUCGAAUAUCAGCUCUAGGUAGGGACGCGCAGGUUGGAGGUCUCUACAACUACUUCACCGACGUCAUUUCCACAUAUGGAAUCGAAGUGCCGAACGACCGCAAAACGAUAUCGGAAACCGCUGGGAAAUGGACGCCUUCCUUUUUCUAUCAGCAACCCGAAAAAUUCAAACAUUCCAUUUUGGGUAUCAACUCCCAUCUACUUCAGAGUAUCAACCAAGGGUCUGUGCCCGGUCGCCAAUGUUGGUUCGCCGAUUACCUGUAUACAAACUCGAUGGAUGGCGAUGAAAAGCAUGCUCAAGUCACUCUAUUUUUCCGAGUAGCGCGACGAAAGGAAACCCUGGAUUCCGAUUUUCUACGAUCGAAAAUUGAUGACGAUCGACUGAAAUGGACGACACCAACGCAUAUGAUUGACGAGGUCGUCUACGGCGUGGAGGUGAUAUGUUCAAUGCGAAAAACCUUGAAUUUAUCCCCAGAAACAAAGCCAAGCGCUGAAUUCAAAAUUUACUUGGCAGCUAAGAAAUAUUUUGAUGAAACAAACAUGAAAUCGACUAGUGCGAAAUUGCCAUUCGAAUUGCAUCAAGUCUCGUGUACGGUUUUGAGUAGUAUCGAAAAUGGUUAUAAGAGAGAAAUGUCUUUCGAGGCAUUCAUCCACUACUUGCAAGAUCUGUCAAGUUCUGAUACGGGCAACAUUCAGAAGAAAUGGAAACCCAUUGAAUUUCUCCUACGAGACAUACCAGCUGCCAGGAUCGAAGCACGGAUGUGGUCAGAUAGGAAGGGCGAUAUCUAUCUGGAAAAAGAGCGGCAUCGAGUGACCAGUAAAUGGAUGACGGAAGAGAUCCGUGACAUUUCCAGCGAUCCUUCUCUUAAACAUUUUCCUCAUCUCGCAACACUUUUUUAUAAUUUCCAAAGUUUGAUGGCUAAGUUUUGGAAGAAAGUGGAAGAAGAAUACAAGAUCCAUGAGACAUCUUCGCCCGAAAAAGCUUUAGAACAAAUGCGUUCUAUUUCAAAUUUGCUGAAUACAAUAAUCGACUUGUUUGCCUAUCGGCGGGUGGAACUUGAAGAAAUUGGUUGGCUUUUGAGUGGCACAAGUUUUAAACUACUGAAUUCGGCGGAAAUCGAAGCUCAAAUGGCUUCCAAAGAUUGCAAAAUAGCCAAACAGUUCGUCUUGAAAGUCGAAUACAUACAGGACGUUCUUAUACGUAAAUUAGAGGAAUCAGUUGGUCAACAAAUCUCGAAUGCUGUACGACCCGUUUUACCGAUUUUCUCCCAUGAGAAAGGGCUACUCCAAUCUGUUUAUACUGCGUUAAGGAAAUUCGCAAGCGAGGCAGAACGGAACGUGAACACCAUGAACUACCACAUAGUACUUGAUUAUUCGAAGUUGAAAGAAGGAACUACAAUAACCGUAGACUAUUCCGAAAAAUCGUCAGACAUGAUGCCGGGGUAUAAUCCCAUUCAAGACUUGGAAAAGAAAGAAAAGCAAAAAUGUUUUCCUAGCAGUUCUUCUAAUCUCGCUUGUUUGCCUGCUCCUUUGGUUCCAACCAUUGUUUCAAAUGAAAAUCAACAGUUGAGGACGGACAAGGAUUCUGGGCGUAUCAACCCCAAUUUUGCUGAAAAUCCCACAGCUCAAUUGAAGGAAAACGAAGAAACCGAGAUGGACAUUGAAAUGGACUCCUCCUCUGAAGAAAUGAAUGAUGCAGGUUGCAAUCAGCAUAUGAAAGGGUCACCGCCAACAGCAUCGCCGAUGGAGCAGGCGCAGUCAACUGCAAACACCGUUAACCAGAAAGGCCAGAGCGGAAUAGAAUGCGAGGCAGAAAUACAAAAUUUACCAAUUGGAAAACUCAAUUUGAGUGACGCAAAAGCAAGAGGGCAAUCAACAUCCGCCGUCGUUCAACCUCGGAUGAAACUGAACGACGAUAGCAGCAAGAAACAAGAACGCGUACAUGGCAGAGUUAAUGACAAAGUCGAAGCUGGGGGAGUAGAUCCUUAUGAUGAACAAAAUGAUAGAUGGGUGGCCUGCGAAAACACGGAGCUCCAUGACAAUCGAAGAAUUGCUGAAAUUUAUGCUGACGAGAGCAGAUCGUACAGCAGAUUAAACAAAAAGGGAUCGCCAAACGUAUACUUGCUAAACGCGACGAAAAAAACAAACAGCGCCAAAAUCAAUUGGUUCGAAAUCUGCCGGCUCGGCGACUCUAUUCGGUUGCCUAAUCCGAAGAAUCAUAAAAUCAUCAUUUUGAUGGGCGCCACUGGAUGCGGAAAGAGCACUUUGAUCAACGGCAUGGUCAACUACAUCUUCGGCGUCCAGUGGAAGGAUCCGUUCCGUUUCAAAUGCGUCCGCGAAGACGAGGACGCGGCCAGGAACCAAGCGCACAGUCAAACGAGUUCUGUGACGGCCUAUACACUCCACCAUAAAAAAGGAAUGGCCAUUCCGCAUUCGAUAACCAUCAUCGAUACCCCUGGCUACGGCGAUACAAGAGGAGUUAAAAGAGACAAGGAAAUCACGGCCGCCAUCCACAGCUUUCUGACUCAACAAGAAAUUCCAAUAAAUGAAAUUCACGCCGCCUGUUUUGUCGCCGCUUCGGGUGACAGUCGAUUGACGGUAACGCAGCGCUACAUCAUCGACUCGGUUCUUUCUAUCUUUGGAAAAGACAUGAAGGCGAACCUUCGCUUGUUGGUGACAUUUGCUGAUAAUGCUGAUCCUCCCGUCGUCGGUGCUUGUCUUUCUGCUAAUUUCCCCGCGACAUCGGAUGGCAUCGCCUACAGCAAAUUCAAUAGCUCCGUUCUCUAUUGUUCCAACGUGAAACAGGGAGAUGACGAAUUCAGUUUCGACCAAUUGUUCUGGGACAUGGGUCACGAAAAUUUUAAGAAAUUUUUUGAUAUGUUGGAGAGAAUGAAGGGUAGGGAUCUCAAGUCCACACGGGAAGUCAUUCACAGUAGACGCCAACUGGAACAAUCGCUGAAAGACAUCGAAGAAGAAAUGGAAGUGUGUCUAAUCAACAUCGAAAGCAUAGAAAUUUUUCAGAGGAAAUUGAAAACAUAUGGCCAUAAUAUGGAAGCUACCAAGAAUUUCACGUUUGAGCAGACUGAGAAGUUGCAAUGUGAAAAGGGAUACUUUGCCUAUAACUGCGGCAGGUGCAAUAAAACCUGCGAAAGGCAAAUCAAAAAACAAAAGUCACUCCCUAAAAAAACAGGGCAUUGUGGAAAUAAUGCCUGCCACUGUCCGCCAUCUGACCAUAAGAUGGAAGAAAUGGAAUGGCGUUUGGUUCCAGACAAGGUAACAUUGACUUUUUUGGACAUGAAAGCCCAGUACGAAUUGAAUUACGAAGGCAAGAUGGACGCUGAAAAAAUGCUGGACGAGUGCUCGUACGAUUUAGAAGUGGCUAGAGUCAAAGUCUUGACUCUGCUCGAACAAGUGGCUAAGAACGUCAAGUUACUUGAAUCCACAGCUUUACGUUCGAACGUACUCAGUCCAUCCGAUUACCUGAGUUUGAUGAGGAGUCGUGUCAUGGAGGAACAGGCCCCUGGCUACAUGACACGUCUAGAGACAUUAGAUGACAUACAGCAGAUGUUGGCCAAUGGUACGUCGCAACCGGUACAUAGCGCAGGUACAAGGGACAAUCGACAGCAAACAUACCAAUCAACAAAUCCGGCUGCCGCGUCAAAUUAUGGUCAAGAAUACAAUAAACCGCAACCUACGCAAUACGAGCCAAUCUCCGGUGAUCACGAAGAGAGUAAACCGAAGGGUAGACAUUGGUUUCGUUGGAGUUCGAAAAACAGCGGAAAGUGACAACUGAUUAGCACAACAGAGAGAAAAAAAGCGAAUCGUGGAAGGUUUAAGCUUAUGUUUUGCGUGUAUAUCAAAUUUAAGUUACAGUUCUAACCAUUUCUUUAUCCCAACAAAAGACAUUUUUCCGAAGACAAACAAAAAAUCAAGACAUUGGUGGGGUGCGCUUUGUCAAAGGAAUUCUUCAUUUUAAAUCAGUAAACAAAAAUCGAUUAAACCGACUUGCUGCGAUUAAUUUCUGGGAACUCUUUGAGUUUUAAAAGAAAUGACUUAUAAUUUUAAAUUUCAUGCCAACUUUGCCAAGUGUCAAAAGGUAACGUUCUAAUUUUUAAUUACAUUACCCUGUUUACUAGUAUCGUACCUUCAAUACGCUGUAGACAGAAAUCGAAAAAUCAACAUGGUAAUACAUGCGAAAUGCUUAUCUUUGAA
Molecule: messenger RNA, 4368 nt
Organism: Daphnia carinata
Lineage: Eukaryota; Metazoa; Arthropoda; Branchiopoda; Diplostraca; Daphniidae
Exons: 3
Coding region: 145-3942 (1265 amino acids)
Molecular function (GO): GTP binding
Source: RefSeq, a predicted model, not a curated record